AUGCAUUAAUAAUUUAUGUCUGCAAUUGAUGCUACUGUGUUUUUUUAACAGACGUAAAUCAUCUAGUCAUAUAUUUAAGAGUUCUAUUUAAUCAAGAAGGUGAAAAUGAAAAAGCACUUCUUCAAGACUACAACAUGGCCAUCCAAUUAAAUCCAAAUUAUGCUGAUUUGUAUACAGAGGUAAAUCAUCUAGUCAUAUAAUUAGGAGUUCUAUUUGGUCAAAAAGGAGAAAUGAAAAAGCACUCCAAGACUACUAAAAGGCUCUCUUAUUAACACCAGAUCAUCCACUUUAUCUUACAAACUUAGAAGUCUCUAUUUUAAAUAAAAAUAUUUUGUUUGAGCAAAUAUUUAUUUUACAAAAGCAAAGCAAUCAUUAAAUUCGAUUAAACAACAAUAGAUAUCGAAAUGAAAUUUAUCUAAUUCAAAUCUUGCAUAUAUUAAUAAAGAGCUUAAUCUACUUAGAGAAAUUAAAAAUUAGAUUUAAACAACAGAUAUUUAAAUUAAUUAUUAUCUAAACAAUUAUAAAGAUAGAAGUCUAUUUAAUUAGAGGAAUAAGCCUAUAAACUAGUAAAUGAAUUGACAUUACAAAUAAAGCCUUUAGAUAUUUAAUUAAAUAUAAAUCAAUAAACAAUUUGCUUUUAGAUUUUGGAACCAUUUGAGCAAAGGUUUAAUAAUUUUUUAAACCAAAUAACUACCCUUGCAAUAUAUGUUAAUUCACUUUUAGAAUAAGAUAAUUGUAAGGUUUCUGAAUCUUUAAAACAAAUAAAUAAAAAAGAAAAUAAGAAUUAAUUGAUGUAUAAUUAUGCUUUAGCUUGGAGAUUGUAUAAUUAUUUAUCUGCAAUGUAAUAAAUUUCUACUAAUCUAUUUUAAAUUAAUAAAAAUGCAAUAAUCAAAAGCAAAUCUGAAUAAACUUGA
Molecule: messenger RNA, 914 nt
Organism: Paramecium pentaurelia
Lineage: Eukaryota; Ciliophora; Oligohymenophorea; Peniculida; Parameciidae
Source: the annotation of a GenBank genome assembly